Messenger RNA from Protopolystoma xenopodis, 1338 nucleotides. The record is from the annotation of a GenBank genome assembly. NCBI's taxonomy places the organism in Eukaryota, Metazoa, Platyhelminthes, Monogenea, Polystomatidea, Polystomatidae.
AUGCAGCAGAUUUCCCUUCGUCUUCUGCCCUCUUCUGCUGACACAGCGCCCAUAUGGCCGAAAGGUGAGCCAGAAACUCCGGCCAACACUGCCACCGCCGCUGUUGCCGCUGCCGCCGCCUGUGCCGCCGUAGCAACCGCCAUGGCAAGUGUUGCCAAUCAACAGCAACAGCAACAGCAACAUCAACAUCAACAUCAACACCACCAGCAGGAACAGCAGCAGCAGCAGCAACAUUAUCAUCAACUGCAUAAUAUUGUUCACAAUCAACGCUACUUCAAUGAUCCAAAUCAAAUCAUUCCAUCUUCUCAUACCAUGCAUCAUACACAACCACAACCACUACCACCACCAUCAUCAUCAUCAUCAUCAUCAUCUUCUUCUUCUUCUUCUUCUUCACAACCACCACCAACAUCGCUAUCACUACUUCCUCAAGCGUCACUGUCACUUCAUCAUGUCCAGUCGCCACACGAUUAUGUCACAUCUACAGACGACCGCCAGCCGAUCCCUUAUCCUUACGUCUACUUGCCGGCCAACUCCGGAUCGGAAGAGUUGGGUCACACUCUCUUCUCUGCUGCCACGAAAGAGUCCUGCUCAAAAGUGAUGCCAAAUGACGCCUCUGCCUAUUUCUCAGCGUCAACUCGGCCCUGCACAACCCACGGCGAGGAGGCACCAAUGAAGCUUGACCCCAUAACCGACCCUAAUUCUCUCAAGGUACAAUUGUCCAGCCCCAUUUCAGUCAACUUUGAUCCUACCGAAGGGAAGUCGACCUGCAUCGCUGACAGAAGUGGUGUCUAUUCUCCAGACGUGACCAGUAAACUGGAGGCAUGGGCGAGUCACGAGGCGAAACGUCAACUUUCUGAUACCCAUUCCAAGCUCUCUCGUUUCGUGCAUCCUCCUCUGCCCGGCUACCUGGCAACUGGCAUUUCGGAACCUCGAGAAACGGACACUUCAGGUUCUUCGGUUGACUGCACCUCUUUCUCCUUGUCAAAACGAGAACCAGCGAUAUCCCGAGAAGAGCCAAUCAUCAGGUGUACUUCUUCCCUUCUAGAAAGAGAGGGUCAAACGACUGCACGAGAUGGUUGGAUGCAAGAUGGCGUCGAGCUUUGCAAUGGUACCAGCCAGGGCUCUCCGGACGCGACAGGUAAGAACUCAGAAAAGAUUUUUGCCCUGGAUUCCCUUAUUUGUUUGAACUACUUGAAGCUUUUGUUGAGCAAUUCGUGUCGUCAAUAUUGGAAAAUAUUUAUAAUUAUUAAUUCAUUUAUUAUAAUAUAUAUAUAUAUAUAUUUUUAUUUAAAAUUUAAUAUUACUGGAAAAAAUUCAAUAUUUAAUCGUAAACCUUGA